GGUCGAAUGUCUCUAGUGGUCACCCCAGGCACCUUUCCUCCCAACCUCGUUUUCCAGAAGGACGAAGGAUAGGGAAGCGACGUCCUAGCUCGCGUAUUUAAACCGGGCAGAGGGUCAGCGGUCAGCACAGGUCCGCGUUUCUCAACAUUUUCCAAGAGCACCUCGCGUCCCGAAUCGGCGCCUUCAACUCGGAGAAGUCGGGAGCCCCACAGGAAACUUCCAUUACUGCAGACGCUGCCACACACCCCGGGCAGCGGAUGGGCUGCCGCGCUGGCUCCCCAGGAAUGCGCUCCCUCCACGGCCGGCCGCCCCGCCGGCCCGCCCUCUCCCGGGGACCCCCCGGCACCUGCGGCCUCCGAAACCAUGUCGGGCAGGUCGGUUCGAGCCGAGACCAGGAGCCGGGCCAAAGAUGAUAUCAAGAGGGUCAUGGCGGCUAUCGAGAAAGUGCGCAAAUGGGAGAAGAAGUGGGUGACUGUGGGUGACACAUCCCUGCGAAUCUACAAGUGGGUCCCUGUGACGGAGCCAAAGGUUGACGAUAAAAACAAGAACAAGAAAAAGGGCAAAGAUGAGAAGUGUGGCUCAGAGGUGACCACGCCGGAGAAUAGCUCCUCCCCGGGAAUGAUGGACAUGCACGACGAUAACAGCAACCAGAGCUCCAUUGCAGACGCCUCCCCCAUCAAGCAGGAGAACAGCAGCAACUCCAGCCCCGCUCCCGAGCCCAACUCGGCCGCGCCCGGUGAUGGCACCGACGCCAAGGCGGACGAGGCCCAGGCCGAUGGGAAGGAGCUCCCCGGGGCCGAAGAUGCUUCUGACGAGCAGAAUUCACAGUCUUCAAUGGAAAACUCGAUGAACAGUUCAGAGCAAGUAGAACGGCAGCCAUCUGGAGAUGUGGGUCUGGCUGCAGAGACAUCCACAAUCUCUCAGGUACCUCGGUCGAGGUCUCAGAGGGGCAGCCAGAUCGGCCAGGAGCCCGUUGGGGUGUCGGGGGAUCUGGAAGGAGUGCCACCCUCCAAAAAGAUGAAACUGGAGGCGUCGCAACAAAACUCCGAGGAGAUGUAGACACCGAGUUCAGUCCUCUGAUCCACUUCUCACGGGAGAUGCAUCAGCAGGCUUAAUUCUAGAACAACCUCACCCAAGCGGAUCCCUGUUGGGUGCGAAGGGAACUACUAACUUUUCAAGUUUACCAAGUGCAAAUCCAAGAAAACCUAGAACGGCGUAACUUCUCAGACACUGAAGAACUUUCUGCUGUGAAGCAAAACACUCGAAUCUUGAAGUGACUGUCCUGGGGACGGCGGGGUCAACAGCUCAGGGGCGUCUGCACACUGUCUCUGAAGCCAAGAUUACGUUUGUGUUGCUGCUGUAUUGUUUUUUUUUUUUUUUUUUCCCACUUCUCUAUUUAACGAUGUAAGCUAUUUGAGGGUGGUACCGAUCAGGAAUUCGCUUUUUCAUCCGGGCUUUUCACUGUUCAACUGAUUCCUUCCACUUUCUUUUUUUGUGCCUUGUGCCCUUGAGGUGACCUCUGGCAUGUUUUCCUGGUUGUUUUGCAUCUCCCCUUGCAAGUGCCCUCUUGGUUCAGUUCAGGCAGCCAUUGCCCCGGUCCUCACAUCUCUCUCCUCCCUGCCCCAGGACUUCAGCUGGAGCGGACCAGGCAGGGAGAAGGAGAGCCUGAGGCUGCAGAAGAGCAGGAUCUCCCCGGCAGCCUGACUUCUGGUCCAGGCGGCUGAGGGACACACCCUGAGCCCCAGGUGGGGACAGCACCAGCCUCCAGGGUCCGAGGAGUCUUCAAUGUCUGGGCACUGUCCCCAAGGGCUUCCACAGAGCCCUUCGAUUGUCCUGGCACUUCCCACUCUGCUGCCACCACACCGCGUUCUCCCACACCUCCCAAGACGGACUGGCUUCUGCCGCUGACUGCAGGAUUGUCUCCUUAAGACGAUAAAGGGGCGGAGGAGGCUGGGAGCAGACGGCAGGAAUAGCUGGUGCUGAACUUUCUCUCAUAGGACGUCGCUUGGAUUUCAAAUCCACAGUCACCUGCUGCCCUCUGCUCGCCGCCCUCCCCCCCAGCUCCACCCGUCCCCACCUCCACCCGUCCCCACCUGCAGAGGAGGCGAGGUUGCAGUCGGCCAAAAUCCAAAAUCCGCUUGCUUCUACAUACCGUUCCGACUCCCAGAGCCAACAGUUGGAUCGUGUCUCAUUCCCGGGUGCGCCGACGCUCCCAGACGCUGCCACGGGGGAGCGGGCCUUGAGGGUUGGACCUCGAAGGCCAGAAACGAGGCACCGAGGAACUGGAGAGCUUUGCACUCCUCCAGAAAGGGGCAGCCGGGUCCCUCCUCCGCCUCCAUCCCCUGCCUGCACUGGGACAGCUUCCUCUCACUAAAAUGGAGAUGCCCCCCCCCCGCGCCCCCCGCCCCUUGGACAAACUGCCUAAUUGUUUGGUUCUGAGGCCUGGUUUGCUCUUAAUUCCUAUACGGACUCCUCAGACCUUAACCCUUUUCCUGAGCUUUCUUUACUGCACUGGAGUUCCAACUCCCUUUGAGUUGUAUGGUGGGGAGGGAGGGUUCCGGGUUUCAUUGGUUGUUUUAUUCUUUUUUUCUGUUUGUUUGUUUUUGUUUUGGCUAAUUGGUGCAUAUUCAGGUACCACCUUUUUCACAUGUGGAUCUCUCUCCUGACCACCAUGGGGAGUGUCUGCCAGAUUCCAUUUUCUAAGAGUGUCUGAGGGUGAGGCUCUUAUUUGUUUUUUAAGGGAGCCAAUCUAUUUCCUGCACUUCAAGAAGAAUCAAAAUGUUCCUGAAUUUCAAAUACCUCAUGCAAAAAUGUCUCCUGAAACAAGGGAAGAAAAAAAAAAAAAACGCGAACUUUGAAAAUCUUAAUGUUGAAGUUAGCGAUGCCGAAAGGUUUCUGUCUUAAAAAAAAAAAAUCCUUAUCAAUUUCACCCCUCAGGCAGGCAGUUCUGCGGAGAACUGUGUCCUGCGUUACCUCUCCGCGUAUCUCAAGGCGGCUUUACCUCCAGACCCUAUAGAGUUAGAGUUAACUUUUUCCUUUGCAGCAAAACUCCAUUUGGAUGAAAGAUGAAUUUGGAUAUUUAUUUCCUCUUCUUUUUUGGGAAACGAGAGGUUACAAGCAAGACAGCUGAAGGAGAAUCACACACACGCAUCCGUGGAAACAGCAGGGUCCUCUCGACAGGCAAGGGGAGUGGACACGGUUGAGGAUGAACGAAGAGGACACCCAGGAUACGAGGCUGUCAUUAGUUUUUCUCUGAAGUGCCUGAAGGUAGGAAUGGGCCGGGGGUCGGGACCGACGGGGCCCCGCCACGGCCAUGCCAGGCAGAGCGCCAGCGGCCCUGCACUCCAUCCACGCCGGCCGGGAAGGCCUUCCACGCGGGAUGAUGAGACUGCAAAAAUCCAGACGUGCUUCCUUCCCCGACGCGGCUCGCUCCUCAGAGCUGCCCUUCCCCACCCCUCGCCCCCAGUCCCACCACAGAAUCUAAGACCUUUCAGCCGGCGAGCCAGAGGCGGGGGUCCUAAGCGAAUGCCUUCCGCGGACACCAGGCCCCGCGGCCUAAAGGGCUCCCGGGGCAAACUUACUCCCCGAAAAACUUGAAGUUGGGGAUGCUGCAUACACAUUCCACAAAGUGCUGGCACUUACCCCCAUAACCCGAAGGCGGUAGACCGACUCAUAGGGUGGUGACCUCCCAUUACCAACGAUGUCAUGGUUUGGAAUGUUCAUUAUCAGCCAAGGACCUGCUUAGAGGUAUAAAGACCUUUUUUCACUGUUACCUAAUUUUUUUUUUUCCUUAACGAUUUUUUGUUUUUGGUGUGUUGUACAGCAGUAUAAUUUUUCACUUAUUUAUUCCAUCAGUAGAUAUGGUUUGUACAAUGUACAAUGGUUCCAUUUCAGAAAAUAAAAACUCAAAUCAUGAACACCA
Eubalaena glacialis (North Atlantic right whale) is the source of this 3922-nucleotide messenger RNA. RefSeq names its product BAF chromatin remodeling complex subunit BCL7A (gene BCL7A). The transcript has 7 exons. The coding region runs from base 364 to 1059 and encodes 231 amino acids. The record is from RefSeq and is a predicted model, not a curated record. Lineage: Eukaryota; Metazoa; Chordata; Mammalia; Artiodactyla; Balaenidae.